CCUUAAAUCUAGAACAAGAUAAAACAGAAACAAAAAGUGAUAAUUUUCUCCUUUUGAGCUCAACAGCUAUCAAGCUUAGCUAUUUAUCUAUGAGGAAUUUCUCAUUAGCAAAUUAUAUUUCUGGUGAAUAAGCUGUGUUUCUCAUUAAUCAUGAUAAUUAUGUUGUCGACCAAGAAUUAUUUAUAAUUGGGUUUAUAAGAAAGCUGGUUCUUGGAAAGCGAUAAGUUUUAUCUGUUGACUAGGAUUUUAGGGGGAAUUCCGUGGAAGGAGAAGUUUGGUGACUUCUCUUCAAGUGCGUGUUCAUAGGAGAGAUGUCAAUGGUUUGGGAACAUAACUCCCGUGUGGAGGAAAUUGUAUGGAUUGAAGUAGAAAAGUCUCUAAUGUAUCUAUCUCUAGGAUGUUCAGGUUACAGAAAAAAGUGGGUUUCAACAUUUUUGGGAAGUUGAUUGGAUGUUCAAGAAACAGUGGAAACGAUUCGCUUACUUGCAAGAGAAAUUCCUCCAUUCCACAAACAAAGUUGAGGAAAAUCGCUGAAAAUUUGAUAUGAGAAGCUCAUAAACUAAUACAAUUCGUGACAAAAUUCAACAGUCAAAUUCACAAUUUGUUUACUACCUACGAUUUUGUGUUCACAAUGUUUCUUGAAAACAGAACUCAGAGAUUCAAUGCAACUAAAUUUGGGAGCUCACUGUAUAAUUUGUGAAUUAGAACUCGUGAAUCACGACAUAUUAUCAGGAACCGGAUAGUUUGAUAAUUAUUAAUUAGUGUAAGCCGAGUGAACCAUUGAUACGAGUAUUGAAAAUAAUCGAAAGAUUGUUAACGAAAUUUGGAAAUCCACGUGAUAUUUUAAAAACAAUUCACGGAUUGAACAUCAAUGUGUGUAAGCAGAACUACAGGGGACAAGUAUUUUCGAAAACUACAGUGAUUUAACCUGCUUCAGUGAGUUUGAGAGCAACAUUCAGAUAUUUACUACGAUAGUGAAAUAGUUAGACUUUGAAAAUCUAGUUAAAGUUUUCAAACUGUUCUUGACUUUCAAUACUGAGAAUCAAUCAAUUUUCUCAAACUACCCUCGUUUCUGCGUAGUCUAAUUUGAUAAACUAAGAUUGUUUUCGGUGAAAAGUGACGACUAUGACUUGUCGGAGGAAAGCGACAUCCUAGUGUUGGGUGGUGCAAUCUGUGAGGUAGCCAGUGUUUUUUCGAAAUUUUCGAGCGGCCCUCGAGCGAGGGCCCCCAAAACAGGACCAUUAUUUUACCACACGGGGUCUGUCGGUACCCCCCGUCAGGGGGUGACCUGGAUUUGGGGGGCUUUCCACGCAGCAUGGCUCUAGUGGCGACCCCAUGGCGCGAUCCGCAACCGGCACUCGGCCUGCCCAUGGUUCCCCCGGUCGACGACCCCAACUCUGUGGGCGGAUUGAGGGAUCUUGCCACCCCUGGCACCAACAGUUCGCAAUCUGGGGGAUCGUCCCAGUCCAACGACAAAAAUCAGAAUAUUGAGUGCGUGGUUUGCGGGGACAAGUCCAGUGGCAAACACUACGGCCAGUUUACAUGCGAAGGUUGUAAGAGUUUCUUCAAGAGGAGUGUGAGGCGGAACCUGACGUAUUCGUGUCGAGGGUCAAGGAAUUGCCCCAUCGACCAACACCAUAGGAAUCAAUGUCAAUAUUGCCGAUUGAAAAAAUGCCUCAAAAUGGGGAUGCGGAGGGAAGCGGUGCAGCGCGGCAGAGUGCCACCGAGUCAAGCGACCGGCUGCCUGGUGCCCGGGCAGUUCGCUUCGCUGGCGAACGGAGACGCAGCCUCGGCUGCCUCGCUGGCUGCCGGGUGUGCGGUGGGCCUCAACGGAGCCGGCAGUCACUCCUACCUCUCGUCCUACAUCUCGCUGCUGUUGCGAGCCGAGCCCUACCCGACCAGUCGCUACGCACAGUGCAGCAUGCAAAGCGCCAACCCCGCCAUGGGUAUCGACACCAUUUGCGAACUGGCUGCAAGGCUACUCUUCAGCGCUGUCGAGUGGGCGCGCAAUAUUCCCUUCUUCCCCGAUUUACAGGUGACAGACCAAGUAGCGCUGCUACGCCUGGUGUGGUCUGAGCUGUUUGUGCUGAACGCGUCGCAGUGUUCGAUGCCGCUGCACGUAGCACCGCUGCUGGCUGCAGCCGGGCUGCACGCCUCGCCAAUGGCUGCGGACCGCGUGGUUGCCUUCAUGGACCACAUACGCAUCUUCCAGGAGCAGGUCGAGAAGCUCAAGGCCUUGCACGUCGACUCGGCCGAGUACAGCUGCCUCAAAGCGAUCGUCCUCUUCACCACAGAUGCAUGCGGCUUGUCAGAUGUGGCACACAUAGAGAGUCUGCAGGAGAAGUCGCAAUGUGCCCUGGAAGAGUAUUGUCGCACUCAGUACCCGAACCAGCCAACGCGCUUUGGCAAACUGCUCCUUCGGCUGCCCUCCUUACGAACAGUCAGCUCCCAGGUGAUCGAACAGCUGUUCUUCGUCCGAUUGGUCGGCAAAACGCCGAUCGAGACCCUCAUCCGCGACAUGCUUCUCUCCGGUAGUUCGUUCAGUUGGCCCUACAUCAACUCCAUGUGACACACCGUCUGGAGACAGUUGGCCUCCGUAUAGGAUCAGGACGUGACCCAUAAUUGGGUCGCGAAUCCGCCGAUCAAUAGUUGGACUGCGACCUCGACUGAGUAUGUCUUCGCAUCUCCCAAACAAUGCAAAUAGAUGUUGUGAUAUGUGAUUUUCAAGGGAUCUUCACAAGAAAUCUUCAAAAUUUGAAUACCCGAAUCUUUGAAUCUCGAAUAUAUUCUUCUCAAGCCACUCCCGUCCAACGAUCAAUACUAAGUUAGUAUAUACAGGUUGUCCCAGAAAAAGUGUAACAGUCGAAGACCAUAGAUUCAGCAUGAAAUUUGCAACAGAAAUGUUUUGUAAAAUUCUCUUAUAUCAACCUUAGUUUUCGAGAUAUAUAGAUUUUACGAUAUUUUUAAAAAAUUACUAGAGAACUAUCCGUCAUUAUUCAAUUCUAAA
Nilaparvata lugens (brown planthopper) is the source of this 3007-nucleotide messenger RNA. It is a transcript of the gene svp, whose product is annotated as steroid receptor seven-up, isoforms B/C. Bases 1316 to 2569 code for a protein of 417 amino acids. NCBI's taxonomy places the organism in Eukaryota, Metazoa, Arthropoda, Insecta, Hemiptera, Delphacidae. The transcript is spliced from 6 exons. Gene Ontology annotation, molecular function: nuclear receptor activity; zinc ion binding; RNA polymerase II cis-regulatory region sequence-specific DNA binding. The record is from RefSeq and is a predicted model, not a curated record. Gene Ontology annotation, biological process: anatomical structure development; cell differentiation; regulation of transcription by RNA polymerase II.